Messenger RNA from Durio zibethinus, 5203 nucleotides. The record is from RefSeq and is a predicted model, not a curated record. Lineage: Eukaryota; Viridiplantae; Streptophyta; Magnoliopsida; Malvales; Malvaceae.
AGAAGCAUGUCGUCGACAUUGAAAGAUCUCGUUUCUUCUAGCAUCAGGAGCGGUUCAGAUGCGGGAGAGAAUGAUGAUGAAGUGGAGUUGCAGUGGGAUGCGAUCGAAAGAUUACCCACUUUCAAGCGGAUAAGAACAUCAUUGUUUGAUAACAAGUUGUUAAACGAUGGCAAAGGAGAGGCAGGCAACAGGGUGAUACACGUUACUGAGCUUGGAGCUGUGGAACGCCAUGUUUUUAUUGACAAAUUGAUAACCAUAAUCGAAGAGGACAAUCUCAGGCUGUUAAAGAAACUUAAAGAAAGAAUAGCCAGGGUGGGAUUGGAAAUGCCAACCAUCGAAGUGAGAUUCAAGAAUUUGUCUGUGGAAGCAGAGUGUAAAGUGCCCAACAAAAAGCCCCUUCCUACUAUUUGGAACACCAUCAGAAACACAUUCUCUGCUAUAAUAAAUGUUAAUAGAUGCAUGUCUCAACCAAACAAGAUCAAAAUUCUCAACGAUGUCAGCGGCAUCAUCAAGCCUUCCAGGAUGACUUUGUUGCUUGGCCUUCCGGGCUGUGGAAAAACUACUUUGUUACAAACACUUGCAGGGAAGCAUGACCUAUCUCUCAAGGUCUCAGGGGAAAUCUCUUACAAUGGUUACAAGCUCAAUGAAUUUGUUCCUCAGAAAACGUCAGCUUAUAUAAGUCAAUAUGACUUGCAUAUUUCUGAAAUGACUAUAAGAGAGACACUUGACUUCUCAGCACGUUGUCAGGGUGUUGGGAGCAGAGCAGAUAUUUUGAAAGAACUCAGUACACGGGAGAAGCUACAUGGCAUCAUCCCUGAACCAGAUAUAGACACCUACAUGAAGGCAAUUUCAGUAGAAGAUUUAAAGAGAACACUCCAGACAGACUAUUUAUUAAAGAUCCUAGGACUGGAUAUUUGUGCUGAUAAGAUCGUGGGGGAUGCAAUGAACAGAGGAAUCUCUGGCUGUGAAAAGAAAAGGCUGACAACAGGGGAAAUGAUAAUUGGUCCAACCAAAGCUCUCUUUAUGGAUGAAUUAUCAACAGGUUUAGAUAGCUCCACGACCUUUCAAAUUGUAACCUGUCUACAGAAAUUGGCCCACAUAAUAGGGGUCACAAUUUUAAUUUCACUUCUUCAACCAGCUCCGGAGACCUUUGAUCUCUUUGAUGACAUUAUCUUAAUGGCGGAAGGGAAGAUUGUAUACCACGGACCUCGGAGUGAUGUUCAAUAGUUCUUUGAACAUUGCGGCUUUAGGUGCCCACCACAGAAAGGCCUCGCUGACUUCCUGCAAGAAGUACUCUCCAAGAAGGAUCAAGCACAGUACUGGUAUCAUAUGGGCAGACCUCAUAGUUAUGCUUCUACUGACAAAUUCAUAGCUGCAUUCAAAGAGUUUCAUGCAGGAAAGAGGCCAAUCGAAGAACUCUGCACGCCUUUCAACACAACUGAGGAUCACAAAAAUGCUUUGUCAUUUAACAUCUGUUCAUUGGGAAAAUGGGAAUUAUUCAAAGCAUGCUUAGCUAGGGAAUGGCUUCUCAUGAAGCGUAACUCAAUUUUUUAUGUGUUUAAAUCAGCACAGCUUGUUUUUUUGGCACUGAUAACCUUGACUGCGUUUAUACGCGCUCGGAUGAAGAUUGAUGAGUUCCAUGCAAGCCAGUACAUGACUUCUUUAUUUUAUGAUCUUUUGAGACUUAUGGGCAAUGGAAUGUCAGAGUUGGCAUUUACUAGUUCCAGACUUGGCAUAUUCUACAAGCAAAGAGAUUUGUGCUUCUAUCCUGCAUGGGCUUAUUCAAUUCCUUCAGCUAUUCUAAAGAUUCCAUUUUCAUUCCUUGAUGCUUUUCUCUGGACAUCUCUUGUAUAUUAUACGAUUGGCUAUAGUCCAGAACCAGAAAGGUUUUUCCGUCAACUAUUCCUCCUUUUCCUUCUUCAUCAAGUUGCAAUCUCAAUUUAUCGUUUGAUUGCCGCGGUAUUUCAAAACCCAUCCGCUGCGGCAAUUUUUGGUGAAUUUACGUAUGUGAUGACGGCAUUAUUCAGUGGUUUCAUAGUACCCCAACCAUCAAUGCCUAGUUGGAUAAAAUGGGGUUUUUGGAUUUCCCCACUCUCAUAUACAGAAAUAGGAAUCGCCGUUAAUGAAUUUCUGGCUCCUAGGUGGCAAAAGGUUUCAUCUUCAAAUGAGACUUUAGGGCAUCGGGUUCUAAUAAAGCGUGGACUAAACUUCGGUGAAUACUUCUACUGGAUAUCAGUAGGAGCUUUGAUAGGAAUGUGGAUUCUUGUUAACGUUGGAUUCACCUUAGCCCUAAGUUAUUUAAAACCUCCAGGGAGAUCUCGGGCUAUUGUUUCUCAAGAAAGGUUCUCUUAUCUAAAAGGAAAAGAAGAUUUGAGCAAUUCUAAUUCCAUACAGGAAAACAAACAGCCUGUUGUUGAGUCUUUGAAUGAUACUGCAACAACAGAAAUUACAAGGAUGGUUUUUCCUUUUGAGCCCGUAACACUAUCAUUUCAUAACGUGCAAUACUUUGUCCACACUCCCAAGAAACUGAGGGAGCAAGGGUUCCCAAAUAAGAAACUACAUCUUCUUCGAGAUAUUUCUGGUGCAUUUAGGCCUGGAGUUCUUACUGCUUUGAUGGGUACUAGUGGAGCUGGCAAGACAACACUGACGGAUGUUCUAUCUGGAAGAAAAACUGGAGGCUAUAUUGAAGGGGAUGUAAGAGUUGGAGGAUACCCUAAAGUCCAAGAGACAUAUGCCAGAGUAUCUGGGUACUGUGAGCAAACUGAUAUACACUCUCCGUAGGUAACAGUACGGGAAUCGUUGAUGUACUCAGCUUGGUUACGCUUACCAGCAGAGAUUCCUAGGCAUAAAAGAUUGGAAUUUGUGGCGGAGGUUCUUCAAAUGAUUGAGCUUGAUGAAAUCAAAGAUGCUUUAGUUGGCGUCGCUGCUGUCAGUGGUCUAUCAGCAGAGCAGCGCAAACGGCUAACUAUAGCAGUAGAGCUUGUUUCUAAUCCAUCAAUAAUAUUUAUGGACGAGCCAACCUCCGGUUUAGAUGCCAGAGCAGCUGCUAUUGUCAUGCGAGUGGUGAAGAAUAUAGUUAGUACUAGGAGGACAAUUGCAUGCACUAUUCAUCAGCCAAGUAUAGACAUAUUGGAGGCAUUCGACAAGGUUAUUUUGAUGAAAAGAGGAGGUCAAAUAAUAUAUUCUGGAGAGCUUGGUCAGUAUUCUAGUAAGCUUAUUGAAUACUUUGAGGGAAUACCAGGGGUACCAAAAAUAAAAGAAAAUUACAAUCCAGCAACAUGGAUGUUAGAGGUCACAAAUCCUUCUGCUGAAGCCCAACUUGGAGUGGAUUUUGCCCAUCUCUACAAAGAAUCUCAUCUUUACCGGAGAAACAAAAAACUGGUCGAAGAGCUGAGAGUUCCAGCACAGGGUUCAAAGGAACUACGUUUUAAUACACGCUUUCCACAAAAUGGAUGGGAGCAAUUGAAAGCAUGUCUUUGGAAGCAACAUUUGUCCCAUUGGAGAAACCCCUCAUAUAACUUGGGGCGCUUAAUUUUCACUAUGUUAUCUUCUUUGUUUUAUGGAGUGCUUCUUUGGCAAAAAGGGCAAAAAGUAGAAAAUGAGCAGGAUUCCAUCAACAUAAUGGGAUCAAUGUAUAUCUUCAUGAUAUCUACCGGACUAAGCAACUGUAUAUCAUUUCUUCCUCUCAUAGCUACUGAGCGGACUAUUAUGUACGGAGAAAGGUUUGCUGGAAUGUACUCGUCCAAGGCAUAUUCAUUAUUGCAGGUGAUAAUUGAAAUUCCAUAUAUCUUCCUUGAAGCAGUUUUGUUCUUGACAAUUUCGUACCCGGUGGUCAACUUUUAUGGAUCAGCUUACAAAGUAUUUUGGUACUUCUAUACCAUUUUUUGUACAGUGCUCAACUACAAAUAUAUGGGCAUGGCGAUUGUUUCUUUGACUGCAACUUACCAAAUGGCCUCAAUAUCAGCAAGUUACUGUAUCACGUUGGUGAAUUUGUUCUCCGGUUUUCUCAUACCAGAACCUGUAAGCCUACUGAUCUAUAUAAAGUGGUGGGUUUGGCUCUAUUGGAUUGUCCCAACUUCUUGGACUCUGAGAGGUCUCCUCACUUCACAAUAUGCAGAUAUAAAUCAGGAAAUUACAGCAUUUGGGGAGCGCAAAACUAUCAGCGCCUUCUUAGAAAGCCGCUAUGGGUUCAAGAAUAAGGAUUUACCCCUCACAGCUGUUCUGCUAAUAGCUUACCCGCUUUUAUUUGCUUCUGUUUUUAUAUAUUUUAUGGCUAAGCUAAACUUUCAAAGGAGGUAAACCAACGUGCUAGCUUCUGAAUUCAUUCUUAUGUCAUGCAUCUUCUGUAAUCUUUACCUUUUAAUAUAAAAGACAUGCUUAAGAAUUCAAAGCAUGAUUGAAAAUUUCAGCAAUAAAUUUAAUGCACUUGAUUUCCCGAAUCUCUCAAAAAGUGUACCUGCCAUGUGCUCCAUGAAGUAGGGUUGGUUGUUUCACAGGUGUUUAAUUCAAGCAUCCUCAAAACAAGUUAAUUAUUCUGCAUUAACCUAUCAAAUACAAACGCUGAGGGAAAAUUUGUUGAACUUCAGCAGCUUUAAUAUUACUGUAAUUCACACUCAUCUAUGUAUGCUUUAAUUAUAGUUUAUUUACUGGUUUUCACUUUCCAAUUAAAAUUUGUCAUAAAAACCAGAGAGCUGGCACUAAAUAUACCGAAAAUUAUGCAACUGAAACACUUCUAAUCAAUCAUCAGGGGCAUUGUCAUUGCCAUUUUAACGAACAGUUAAGGGGCAUGAAUUAUUUUAUUGCAAUGUAAUGUGAAAAUGUUUAAAAAAGAAAAAGAGUGUAAAAAUGCUCGCAGAAGAAGAAUCUGUCUUCACGUGAAUUAUCGCUCUGGCAAUUGGUGGGUCAUUCUUCACAAAUUAGCUCUGCUGCAUUUGCCUGCGAAGAAGAGAUUUUUCUCUGAACAUGUUAGAAUUUGGACGGAACAUUACAGGACUUCUUUGGGGACUGUGGCCUUUGGCUUAUUCUUAGUGCACUUUCUUUGUUUUGUCCACAAUUACCAAACCAUUCACGGGACACAGCUGGAGAAAAAUGUCACACCAUCCGUAAAUCUAUCUUCCAAUCAGAAAUCAAGGAGUGUUGAUAUCCUUUUAAAGUUUCACCCAGAGGAAAAACACAAUAAAAACUGAAUUGUUGUUUGGUUGAG